Molecule: messenger RNA, 1322 nt
Organism: Apis mellifera (honey bee)
Lineage: Eukaryota; Metazoa; Arthropoda; Insecta; Hymenoptera; Apidae
Gene: mei-W68
Product: meiotic recombination protein W68
Exons: 4
Coding region: 1-1281 (426 amino acids)
Biological process (GO): meiotic DNA double-strand break formation; meiotic DNA double-strand break processing; reciprocal meiotic recombination
Cellular component (GO): nuclear chromosome
Molecular function (GO): DNA topoisomerase type II (double strand cut, ATP-hydrolyzing) activity; DNA binding; ATP binding
Source: RefSeq, a predicted model, not a curated record
AUGAAUCGAAACAUGAGAAUGAAAGUAUCCUCUGACAUUAUCGAUCAAUUAGAGAACGUUGAGGAAAAGAAAAUCGAUUUACCUGUGAUAAAUAACACAGAAUUAAGGAAGCAAUUAAUAGCACGUAUCGAAGAUGUAACUUUAACCGUGAUCGAACAGAUAUCCUCGGGUCGUCUACCGCAAAUUUCAUACUCCCUGCCACGAAAUUACGCUCGAACAGACGUUGAGAUGAUCGAGAACGACCCCGAAUCACAAUUUCACGAGGAAAAACCUGAACGAAACGUCGAAGAAACCGAAGGGAACGGGACGAGAAGAGUGACGCAAGAUUUUGCUAGCAAAAGGGGCAAAGACAAGUUUGCUUUAAUGAUGACUGUGAUGGCCACGGCGCAUCGUUUGCUAAUUACGAACACAACUCUCACGAGACGGUCCCUUUAUUACGACCUGAAAAACGAGAACACCUCGAAUUUAGUCCCGGAGCAAAGAUGCUUGGACCAAGCGGUACAUCACGUUGCUAAUUUGCUUAAUUGCGCGCCAUGGGAUCUCAGUGAAUAUUGGGGAAAAAUUCUCAUUCUCUUCUAUUCGUGUCUAUAUUUCUCUUUGAAAAUUCUAUCUGAUCGCUUAGAUUUAUUGCCAACUUCGAAGGGAUUGGUGGCAGGCGAAUUGACCCUUACACUGGCCGACAAUCGAGUUAUCGAUUGCACCGUUCCAGGGGGUGCAUUGAUCCCUCACCUAGUCUCAAACGUAAUUUCCGCUCGAAGCAGGGCAAGAUUGGUGUUGAUCGUUGAGAAGGAUUCCGUCUUUCAAAAAUUAUUAGAAGACGAUUGCACCUCCUCUUUGAAUUGUAUCCUGGUCACGGGGAAAGGAUACCCGGACGUUGCCACUAGAAUGCUUGUCAAGCUGUUGUCCGAGAAAUUGGAACUUCCGGUUUAUAUAAUCGUCGACGCGGAUCCUUUCGGCAUCGACAUCAUGUGCGUUUACCGUUUCGGCUCGGCAGCGUUAUCCAGAGAGAGGGAAAGUUUGGCCUGUUCAAACGUGCGUUGGCUUGGAGUACAUCCGUCGGAAUUGCUCGCUUUGGGCGUCAACACAGCUCCUCUCACGGAAUUCGAUUUGUCGAAAUUGACGGCCCUCGAAGGUAGGCCUUACACGACUGCGGCGUUCCUCGGAGAACUCGGAGUGAUGCGAAAGUUGGGAAAGGCGGAGAUAGAGAACGUAUCUUCCUCGAGAAAAUUUCUUGUCUCUACUUAUCUGCCUUGUAAGAUCAAAGGAAACGAUUACGUUUAAUAUCGAAGAAUAAUUUAUAAUUUAUAUAAUUUAUAUAUUUA